GCGCCCGUCCCCGCCCCGGUGGAGAUGUGUCCUUCUACUGCCUUGGAUAAAGUUCAGGAUGUGACCAAGCGCCAGGAAAACAUAUGCGCACUGCCAGUCUAACGUUCACCCACAGCUUGUAGCUGUUACCUGUAGAGCAGGAGGUUAGUAUUCCUAUACCGACAACUGGGAAGGAGACGAUUCCGGGAACUUCAGACAGAAAGAUCAAACGGGAAAACGAAAAUAACAAUUUAUUUGCUAUGCGCAUUCCGACCGGGAGGAACUAAUUGGACAGACAGGUUGGCCUUUCAUUGGGACUCCCGUGUCUACUGCUCCAUCUUCUCCAGUGCUGUAAGUGCAAACAGAGGGGACAUUGGACAGUGACUGCGUCAAUGAUGGCUGGAUGUUGUAUGUCGGCCGAGGAGAAGGAGAAUCAGAGAAUCAAUCAGGAGAUUGACAGGCAACUUCGGCGGGACAAGAAAGACUCGCGCAGGGAACUCAAACUGCUGCUAUUAGGUACUGGAGAGAGUGGGAAGAGCACCUUCAUUAAACAGAUGAGAAUCAUCCAUGGGGCCGGCUACUCAGAGGAGGACAAGCGCGGCUUCACCAAGCUGGUGUACCAGAACAUCUUCACUGCCAUGCAGUCCAUGAUCCGCGCCAUGGAGACCCUCAACAUCCCCUACUCUGAGGCCCAGAAUAAGGGCUAUGCCAGCAUGUUGAGUGAGGUGGAGGUGGACAUGGUGAAUGAUCUGGAGAGAGGCCAUGUGGACGCCAUCAGGAGCCUGUGGAUGGACAGUGGAGUGCAGGAGUGCUACGACCGGCGCAGGGAGUACCAGCUUUCUGACUCCGCCAAAUAUUAUCUGAGUGACAUGGACAGGAUCGCAGAGCCCUCCUACCUGCCCACCCAGCAGGACAUCCUGAGGGUCCGAGUACCUACAACAGGCAUCAUCGAGUACCCCUUCGACAUGGAAAACGUCAUCUUCAGGAUGGUGGAUGUGGGGGGUCAGAGGUCAGAGAGGAGAAAGUGGAUCCACUGCUUUGAGAACGUCACAUCCAUCAUCUUCUUGGUGGCGCUUAGUGAGUACGACCAGGUGCUGGCUGAGUGUGACAAUGAGAACCGCAUGGAAGAGAGCAAAGCCCUCUUCAAGACCAUCAUCACAUACCCCUGGUUCCAGCGCUCUUCUGUAAUCCUUUUCCUCAACAAAACUGACAUCCUAGAGGAGAAGAUCACACACUCCCACCUUGUCAACUACUUCCCAGAAUACACCGGGCCACAGAAUGACCCUAAAGCAGCCAGGGAGUUCAUCCUGAAGAUGUACCAGGAGCAGAACCCAGACCGAGAAAAGACUGUCUACUCCCACUUCACUUGUGCCACCGACACAGAGAACAUCCGCUUUGUCUUUGUUGCUGUCAAAGACACCAUCCUCAGACACAACCUCAAGGAGUUCAACCUGGUUUAGAGGAGAGCUAGGGCUUCUGCAAGGUUAGGAGACAUCUAGACUGGUCCGAGAUGAUGUGCUUCAGCCAACUUCUCUAUCGUUGACAUGAGUUGGUUAAAGCACAUACAGAUCUGGGAUCUGGCUAGGAGACCUGAGAGUAGAUGUAUAUGGUUAGGUUGGAAGGUCAGAUUGAUGUGCUAGAAGAAUAUGCUCAGACUGCCAGAUUUGUAGUGCUGUUUUUCUGUCCAGGGUGCCUUUUAGGUUGAGCAUCUAUACCAAGAGAAAAGCUCCUCUAGAUAACUUUUCAAAAGGAUGAAAAUUCUACUCAUAUGUAUAGUGACAGGGAUGCCAACGUUACGUUUUAAGUAAAAUAGAUUUUUAUUGUAUGGUCGUUGUACCAAAAAAUGUUUUUUUUCCUUGAAAUGGAUGACUUUAAUUUAUUUGUUGUGGAGUUCGCACAGAGGAAGGAGUUAAAGUAUAGCACCUUUUGAUUGAUAUAAAAAUGAACUGUGUUAAGCUGAUGUAUCUAGCAAUUAUGUACAACACUCCUCAGGAUGUCUUUCCUUGAGCAGUAGUGUGAUAGUGACGACAGUGAGAGUGCAAGUGAAAUUGUGGAUUCAGUCCUUGUCCAAGUCUUUUACUUGCUUAAAUGUGAGCAAAACUUGGCCGUAAAAAUGCAAUGUUUUCAUACAGAUACUGUAUUUAUGUACUCCGUAAUAUAUCUAAACAGUGAAGACGUGCAUAUUUUAGCCAAGUAAUCAGUCUAAAGUGCCUUGUUUGUGAGAGGAAUAACAGAAUAAUUCCAGUGAACUAUAGAGACAUUUACCAGAGACCUUCAUUUAGGCGCAAAUCCUUCCUUCCACUUGAUUCAAAUUUUCAGUUGUUGUCAAUGGGAAACUAAGUGAAAAUUCAAAUUUGAAGUGGGAGUUAGGAUUCACCCCGAAGUGCAUAAACAUGAAUAGGUAUUCCUAACAACCGAUUUUUGGUCAUGAAAGAAUUCUCCAUUCAUAGAUUAUGACCAUUUACUUACUUAAUAUGUGCAUUAAGUCAUUUCUACAUUGUUACAUUUCAAUAAAUUGUUAGUCAAAUU
Messenger RNA from Oncorhynchus kisutch (coho salmon), 2508 nucleotides. RefSeq names its product guanine nucleotide-binding protein subunit alpha-14. The transcript has 7 exons. Gene Ontology annotation, cellular component: heterotrimeric G-protein complex; cytoplasm. The record is from RefSeq and is a predicted model, not a curated record. Gene Ontology annotation, molecular function: G-protein beta/gamma-subunit complex binding; guanyl nucleotide binding; GTPase activity. The coding region runs from base 372 to 1439 and encodes 355 amino acids. NCBI's taxonomy places the organism in Eukaryota, Metazoa, Chordata, Actinopteri, Salmoniformes, Salmonidae. Gene Ontology annotation, biological process: adenylate cyclase-modulating G protein-coupled receptor signaling pathway; phospholipase C-activating dopamine receptor signaling pathway.